CUGGACUUUAUUGUCGACUAAGUAUGUCGAAAAAGCAAAUAUAUUAUUCUGAUAAAUAUACCGAUGACGAUUUUGAGUACAGGCAUGUGGUACUUCCAAAGCAGCUGGCGAAACUGGUGCCUACAUCCCAUCUGAUGACAGAGGAGGAAUGGAGGGGACUCGGAGUGCAGCAGAGCCCGGGCUGGAUGCACUACAUGGUACACAAGCCAGAGCCACACAUACUGCUUUUUAGAAGACCCCUCCCCAAGGAUUUAAAGGAAUGAAGCUCCCGUAUUUUACAGCCACUAUCUCCUGGAUUGUCAUUGUCUUUGGACAGUUUACACACUACAGUCUAUAUCUUUUGUCCUAAUUUAUAGUGUUGCAAUCCUCUAGUUUAUUGAUAUUUCAGUCACCUCAGUUUUUAUGAGGUAAUGACAAACUUUAUUUUACUGUUCUUCCAAAUUGCUGAUUGCAACUGAUUGCAGUUAGUGAGUUGCUUUUAAAAAUGCAAUCAUUUUGUUGUUAUCAAAAUGGUUUAAAUGCAUUGUUUUAUUUUUUCUCAACCCCAGCAUUUUUCAAGUAUGUUUUAAUGUUUUUUGUUGAUAUUUCUGUAUAUGUACAUAUAUGCAUUCAUUUAUUUUGUAGAUAUUUUGAUCAGGGUCAUGUAAGGCCUCUACUGAAAAAAAAUAAAUGUACUUUGUACAUUAAAAUUACUUGCUGUUUUCAAUCAGGUAAAUGUAUGACGAGUGGUGUGAUGAAUUCAGAGUGCCUCAUGCCUAAGGAGUAUGCAGGAGCCCGGGCUUUGUGGACUGUCACAGUUUCUGGGUUAUAUGUUCCAGGACCUGGUUUCCUGGUGUGAUCCUUUGGUAAAGUGUGACGCCCCAGAAUAGAAAAUGCUGGCUGACGAGGCAGGUAAACAUUUGGAUCUGUGCUGUUGUACCCACAUGGUCCUGGGGUCUUUGCCAGGUCCACAGCUGGUCCUCCAGAGGGAUAAGUUGCAGACAUGGUAUAACAUGCGCUGGCUGGCUUGUUUGGAACUUGGGGGCCCAUAAGUGGCGGUAGGCAGUACUUAUUAGGGGCAGGUACUGCAUCCACAGUGCGGUACAGUGUGCGAGAGCCCAUGGUGUAGUGAGGGGGGCGGCGCUGAAGGUUACAUGGUGGGACUUUUUCAGGGCUGUAUGUGCCUGGGCCUGGGGUCUGCAGAAGGUCCUCUGUUAUGUAUAACAUAAUCAUUUUGUAGUUUAAUUAUUAUUAUCAGUUGUAGUAACUGCAAUAACAAUCAAAAUUUCACUUACUUUGGGCUUUCAUUCUGCUGAACAUUGAAAAUGCAGGUGUUCCAUCUUUCCCAAAUCUAGUCAUUUUGGCACUGAUAUGAUACAUGGGCCCAGGACUAGAGUCAACGGAGUACACUAAAAAAAAAGAAAAAAACAAUCACUUUAAUGUGACUAUAAGUUUGAGAUAAUUGGGGCUAUAUCUCCCCCUGCUGUUGAAAAGUUGACAUUACAAUGUGAAAGUCUUGAUGCAUGUAAUGUUCAUAUAUUAGAUAUUAAUAACUGGUUAGCUUACUAUUGCUACUCAUUCGACCAUGGAAGGAAUAUGCUGGACUUGUUGGUUUCGUAAAGUCAUGACCAAUAAAUCCAAUGGUGGGAGGAAGCCCAUAAUGACCAGGCCCUGGUCCUACAAAUUAAAUAAAUUACACCUUAAUAGACUUCACAAAAGCAUGCAUUAAGACCAUUUAUUAAGACAAAAUUCCUACCUUUUUCUUUUCCUGCAAUUGGUGGAUAAUUCUUCUCCAUCUCUAGAGCACCUUUUAUCUUAUUACAAACUUGAAUUUUUGUGUAGUCAUUCAAUAUUUUCUCUGGGUUGCUGCAUUGUAAGUCGACAGUUCAAUACUGACAGUAGUGACCAGUGUAUAUAUCCCUAAUUCUUCCAAAAUCCAUCCAAAUGCCAGCUGCCCCGUUUUUAUCCAGACUCUCCAGUGCCUGUCACUGAUGAGUGAAUGGCCCGUCCACCACAGAGCUGCAUGUAAAGGCGCACUCAGCUGCUUCCAAAGAACAAUGUCAUCACUCGGAUUCACUCUCAUGUAAUGCUAGCUCCCCCACAGUAAAGCCAUGAAACCAAGAUCCCCCUCUGCCAGCUUUCUCUUUUCACUCUUUCUGCUCAUUGCAGUGUGGAGAAGCAAUAUCACUCUUCAACCAUGCAUUAAGUUACCAGGGAGACUAAUGCAGACAGUUAGGUAUUGACCUUUUGAUAAAGACUCAGUUUAGUUAGAUGUUCUAGUGCUAGCACACACAUUUUUAACAAUAAUGCCAGGACUUCUUCAGCUAUUAAAUUUAGUCAGUUAAAUAGUAAGUUACUUUCUACACUGAUUUUGCUGAUUUAAGGGUGCACCACGUCUCUUUCCUGGUAGAAGUUCCACCACCUGCUGGUCUUCAUGGAGGUGUUAUUGAUUAGCCUGGUUUCACAGUGCAGAAUAAAGCUUGUAUAACUCCUCUGGGAAAAGCAGUUGAUGCCACCGGGCCAGGUUAGUGGUCAAAUCUGUGGAGAGGAGACCCCACUCACAGAAAGAAUGCAUGUUUUCACAUUAUGUUUCUAGCAAUAAAACACCUAUAAUUGAAUAAAAUUAAGAUUAGUUCAAUACCAUACUGUGGAACAUUCCAGACAAACCAAGAACGUCUCCAUGGAGACCAGCAGACAACAGAAAAGUUACACCUUUAAUUGGUGAAAAUAGAGACUGAUGUUUAUUUUCCAUAUUUCGUGAAUGCUAUUAAUAUCACAUAGAUGCCGGGUCAGUCCCAGUUCAGCACAUGUGAAGCAGACACGGCCUCCUUUUUUAUCUUGAGUUGUUGAUGUGUUUCAUGAAUUGCAGCUGAAACACACUUCUGGAAGUGAGAGCACACACACUCUCUCAGAUGUUGUUACACUAUUUUCAGGUCUCUUUGAUCUGCUCUAAUGCAAAUGAUGAUUUGUACUGGCAAUUUAUGAGCCUGCUCUGCCAGGGGCCACAGUUGAGCUGAGAUGGAUGACAAGUGACAUGAGCAGAAAAACAAACAUUAAACUUUAACAGAGGCGAACCCACUCACAGCCGCUGCUUUGGUAACCGGAAUCUGUUGUUAGCAGUGAACAAACACAACACAGCACACACGUCCAAUGGUUUGAGAUGUAUUUGCCUAUACACGUUUUAUGUCUCUCCCUAAAACACGGUAGGGGUCAGAGAGAAGCAUGUAUCAAAGCACAUGGCCUUAUUAAGAAACAUGCUUAUUACACUGGCAGUGGCUGACAGGAAACUAUCUCCAGACAUAACUUGCCUUAGAAAGGAAAUGGAGCCACACAGCAUUCAUAAACAACUGCAGUAUGCCCCCCUUUCUCUCUGCGUUGCUCUGAUAUGGUACUAAACCUUGGCUAGACAAAUAAUAUUCAGAAAUGUACACUUUUUACUUUUUAUUGUUAUUUGAUUAAAGG
Molecule: messenger RNA, 3441 nt
Organism: Boleophthalmus pectinirostris (great blue-spotted mudskipper)
Lineage: Eukaryota; Metazoa; Chordata; Actinopteri; Gobiiformes; Gobiidae
Gene: cks2
Product: CDC28 protein kinase regulatory subunit 2
Exons: 3
Coding region: 24-263 (79 amino acids)
Biological process (GO): regulation of mitotic cell cycle
Cellular component (GO): cyclin-dependent protein kinase holoenzyme complex; SCF ubiquitin ligase complex
Molecular function (GO): protein kinase binding; cyclin-dependent protein serine/threonine kinase activator activity; histone binding
Source: RefSeq, a predicted model, not a curated record